UCUAAAAUGGUUCGUCUCUGCCUUUUCUUCCUUCUCCUCUGUCUCGCCUGCUUCUUCCUCUCCUCCCACAACCACCACCACCGCCGCCGCAACCACCGCCGGCGCCGCCGCGACACCUCCGCUCUCCACUACGUCAAAACCAAACUCUUCACCGCAAUAAAACCCACUUUCCUCCAUCUCAUCAAACAUUUCUUCCCCUCCCCAAAUCCGAAACCCUCGCCGCCGCCGCCUUCCUCCGCCGACCGGCUAAACUCUCCGGCCAUUCUAUUCAGCCCCCUCACCCCCCGCAAAUCUCCAAACCCUUCCCCCUCCCCGCCGCCGGCCGCCGUCCACGGCCUCCACCCCUGCACCGUCUGCGGCGAGAUUUUCCGGUCCCCUGCCCUGCUCGACCUCCACCACUCCGGCAGCCACGCCGUCUCCGACCUCGCCGACGGCGAGAACAUCGUACGGAUAAUCUUCAACGCGGGCUGGCCCGGACCAUCACCCGACCCGGAUAUGAACCGGGUCCGGGUCCGGAGCCCCGCCAUCCACCGGAUCCUGAAGAUCCACAACCACCCGAAGAUCGCGGCCCGGUUCGAGGACCACCGCGAGCGCGUGAAGGCGCGUGCGGCGGCGCAGGUGAAAUCCGCCGGAGACGAGCGGCGCGCGGCGGACGGCAACGAGGUGCUCCGGUUCCACUGCACGACGGCGGUGUGCGACCUGCAGGAGCCGUCCGUCUGCGGACACGAGCACUGCAGCCUGUGCGGGAUCAUCCGCGGCGGUUUCUCGGCGAAGAUGGACGGAAUUCCGACGCACGGCGGCAGCUACGCCGCCCACCGGACGGUGCCGGAGGAGGUGGAGGAGGACUUCAAGUUCAUGCACGUGCGGCGCGCGUUGCUGGUCUGCCGGGUCAUUGCGGGUCGGGUCGGGUUCGAGGCGGGCCCCGCGAAUAAGGAGGAUCCCGGGUUCGAUUCUUUAUUAGUGAAUGGAGAGGGGGAGGAGGAUGAGCUGGUGGUGUUUGAUCACAGGGCUGUUCUUCCCUGCUUUGUCAUCCUCUACUCUACUGCGUAAUGACCCCUAAUUACUCUCUCUCUCACUCUAGUUUCUCUCUCUCUAAAUAUAAAUAUAUAUAUAUAGCCAUUGUCGGUGUAAGAGUUGAGUUUGAUAAAAUGGGUCUUUAUUAUUAUGCAGCCAAUGAUAUGAGUUGAUUAUAUUUAUAUUGUGCCAUCGUCA
Molecule: messenger RNA, 1212 nt
Organism: Andrographis paniculata
Lineage: Eukaryota; Viridiplantae; Streptophyta; Magnoliopsida; Lamiales; Acanthaceae
Exons: 1
Coding region: 7-1050 (347 amino acids)
Source: RefSeq, a predicted model, not a curated record